UGCCAGGGAACGUUUUCGUAACCUUGAAUAAAAUCAAAACAUAAACAUUCGAUUGGAACAAAGGCUUUUACCAAUUAUUUUCAAAACAAAAUCAAACCACAUCUAAUUAUCGAACUUAAAAUAAUGGAAAAUUCUUAUUUAAAUGUGGCUCACGUCUACAGUAGAAAGGCGGAAUACUUUUCGAAAAAAGGUCGCUACGAUGAAGCAAUGGAGUGCCACCGCAAAACGGUCACGAACUUGGAUUUGGCCCUGAAAAUCUCGCCCCCUUCUACGGUUAUCUUGGAGUCGCUACAAAUACAAAAGAAGUACCACUUGAAACAGGUGGAAUCUUUAAAACUCAAAAAACAACAACACGAACGCUACAUGAAAGCCCUGGAAUACCAACGCCGAAGGAAUCCCGAAUACCUAGCCCAGCAAAUGGAGAAGCUAGACAAGUACAACGAGCUGCAGAUUGCCAUUUAUCACAACUUGGACGACACGGACACGUUGCUGGAAUCGCUUCAAAAGUCCCGCCUGGGAGGACAGCCGGAUCCCGCCGCUGGCAAGGCUCCGGUGGACGAGCUGGUUUCACUGAACCACGCGCUGCACCUGCUAAUCCAUAAAAUGGCGCAAAACUUUGACGAGUACGCCACCGAGAAUGAAAAUCUAAAGGAGAAGCUGAGACUUUACGAAAAAGAAUCCGAAAAUCAACCAGCGGUUGCGAACUCGCUGGAAACAGGCCGAGAUGCGCUCGAGGCGAUCGAGUUCCAUUCGCAGGAGCUGCCGGCGUUGGCGCCGCUGGAAUUGCCGUCGUUUGAUGUUUCCGGGUUUGAAAACAAUUAGUGAGAUUAGUGGUUUUUAAGUUAGUCUAAGGGAAUAAUCAAUAUGUUAGCAUAAUUAAUUUGGGUAAGCUUCUUGGUUGAUUUAUGAAAUAAAUCUUGAGACAUGA
Messenger RNA from Culex quinquefasciatus (southern house mosquito), 928 nucleotides. RefSeq names its product nuclear receptor-binding factor 2. The record is from RefSeq and is a predicted model, not a curated record. Lineage: Eukaryota; Metazoa; Arthropoda; Insecta; Diptera; Culicidae. Gene Ontology annotation, biological process: autophagy. Bases 124 to 822 code for a protein of 232 amino acids. The transcript has 3 exons.